AUGUUUAGACGCUGCCUACUCCUCUUUUCACUCCGUCCGUCCACUUUGCGCGUCCGCGUGCCCAGGGUUGGACUUUGUGACGAUAGCAGAAACGUGAACAAGGCUCUGAAGAGCAUAAGGAAGCAGCUAGGGCCCCUCAGGAGACUCGACGGCCGCCCAUCCGGAGAUUCGUCCAGGGAUACUUCUGAAAACAGCUCAAUGCACACCCCAAAUAGUGAAACUGACCUUGAUGGCAAUUGUACCCUCGCUACCCUCCCUGAUAGCACCUGCACAACUACUAUCGCCAGCACCAACCACAGUAACAUCCCUGAUACUGCUUCCACUGCCCACAGAGCCAACACCAGCGACAGAGCUCUCAGGCUUGCAAUUAACUCUAGGAAUAGGUACCACAGGAACCUAUGGAUUGCCAUGAAGAAAAGGGACUCACUUUCAUUUGAUCGCACUUGCCAACAGUUAAGGAAUUCUGGACUCGGCCUCGAUGCUGUCAGCUAUGCCCUAAUGAUCAAUGGCACCUUAAUGUUUUCAAAAUCCUCUGACAUGGAUCAGGCUCUGGGCAUGGUCGAGGAGAUGAAGGAAGCUGGAAUUCACCCUAGUUUCAUUCGUUUUUUAUCUAGACUGAUUUCUUUGUAUUUGGAGAUGUGCUACUAUAACACUCGUCCGCUCAUAUCUAAUUGGCUUUCAGUUACCCGUUCUUCGUGGCUGACCGCAUAUCUCAUAACCAUUAAAAAUCGCUAA
This is a messenger RNA of Theileria orientalis strain Shintoku, 735 nucleotides long. RefSeq lists its product as hypothetical. The record is from RefSeq and is a predicted model, not a curated record. Gene Ontology annotation, molecular function: protein binding. The transcript is spliced from 4 exons. NCBI's taxonomy places the organism in Eukaryota, Apicomplexa, Aconoidasida, Piroplasmida, Theileriidae. Bases 1 to 735 code for a protein of 244 amino acids.